CGCCGCCAGUGAGGACCUGGCUUCUACGAGUAGAGCAGUUAUGGCGAUGCCUACAGUCGACGUCAAGACCGACGAAGAAAUGUACGGCUCCACGAUCAACGUGUCGUCUAAGGGCAUGACGCACCGUAACGGCUCGCGCUCCAACUCUCCCACGAGCAGCGGCGACGAGCAGUCGGACACCAUGAAGCUCGCCCCCAAGAACUCGUCGCCUACAGGCACCACCGUCUUCCCCAAGGAGGCGCCACCUCAUGAGACGGUGUGGGAGCGCUACAACAAGGCCACGUGCACCAAAAUGUACGACGUGGAGGAGCUCAUCGACUACUACUGGCACCGACGGUUGGCGGCCGUGCCCGCUGUGAUCGUGAGCUACCUGCCAUUCGUGAUCACCCCCAACCAGAUCACGAUCUUCGGUCUGUUCCUCGGCUGGGUCUCCGCCUUGUGUCUGUACGACUCCGAGUUCCACUAUCCGCUAGCGUGGGAGCCCUCGAACUCGCUGCUGGCGGCUGCGCUCUUCAUGUUCACGUGGAUCGUCUCAGACUGCACGGACGGACAGGUUGCGCGCCUGUGCAAGCGCGGCACCCGCACGGGACGCAUCCUGGACGGCGUGGUGGAUGGUCUCGUCAUCGCUCCCAACUUUUGGAUCAUGGGCGAAGUCAUGCAGCACCACUAUGGAGGCAACGUCAUGUACUUCCACCUCGGCUUCUGGGCUGGCAUGUCCCUCUGGCUGCACGCCAUCAUCUACGACAAGAUCAAGAACGUCUACAUGGAGAACGCUCUCCCACAGUCCGAAUGUGACGGUGAAACGGUCGCCAGUGUGCGUGCCGAGUACCGUGCAGCUCGGAAACAGUCGGCGUGCGCUCUGGACACGAUUCUACUUGGCAUCUACUCGGUGUACUUGACUGUACAGGCCAGUUUCACGUCCGAUGCCGCUUCUCAAGCGGAAUUGGACCGUCAGUCUCUGCUCGCGUCGUGUACUAGCGAGUACCAUAAUGCUUACCGCCAGAAAUUCGGCGGAUUCGUGCGUGUGGCGUCAUUCCUCGGCAUCAGCGCACAUGUUACUGCAAUCUACCUGGCAUACUUCCUGGCCAUCUUCCACUGGGACGUUAUCUACUACAUGCAGUUCUACCCGCUCGUCCUACUCAACAUCGUCCUGGUCGGUGUGCUCAUCCAGUACCAGCGUUCCGGUAUGGCUACAUUCACACCCAAGGACGGUGCAUUCUAAAAGUCUUAGGAGUGCGAACUGGCUAGACGCGUGCUUGGCUAUAAGCGAGAGGAUCCACUACAGUACUCGUCACAAGCCAGCGUAGUAGCAAUGUAGAUAUCGAUCCUAGCAAACCUGCAAGCCCCCACGAAUGUAUGCUUACUCUUUAUCAUUGAGA
This is a messenger RNA of Phytophthora infestans T30-4, 1379 nucleotides long. RefSeq lists its product as uncharacterized. Gene Ontology annotation, molecular function: phosphotransferase activity, for other substituted phosphate groups. The transcript has a single exon. Gene Ontology annotation, biological process: phospholipid biosynthetic process. The record is from RefSeq and is a predicted model, not a curated record. Gene Ontology annotation, cellular component: membrane. Bases 41 to 1222 code for a protein of 393 amino acids. NCBI's taxonomy places the organism in Eukaryota, Oomycota, Peronosporomycetes, Peronosporales, Peronosporaceae.